Molecule: messenger RNA, 1955 nt
Organism: Musa acuminata subsp. malaccensis (wild Malaysian banana)
Lineage: Eukaryota; Viridiplantae; Streptophyta; Magnoliopsida; Zingiberales; Musaceae
Biological process (GO): carbohydrate metabolic process
Molecular function (GO): hydrolase activity, hydrolyzing O-glycosyl compounds
Source: RefSeq, a predicted model, not a curated record
UAGAAAUCUUGGGGGAGAUCUAAAAGGAGGGGGUACUUUGGUUCUAAGCCACCACACCCAGCGCCCCUCUCCUACCUAAAAGGACAAGCAAUCUUUCGAGGAACGAGGGUUUCAGAGCCGAGCUCCCCUGCUGACAGCUAUUGCCCUCGGGGAGACAUGGUGGUAUUCCCUGUUUGACUCCUCUCUUGGAAGACAAGAGCGAGAGAGAAAGAGUCGAGGUCGUGUUGUGACUAUGGUGGAGACUUCCAGAUCAGCUGCCGUUGCUCCAUGUUCUCGUCCCAUGACCAGGAUCUUGGCAGGUUUUAUAUUUAAUACUGCAGCAUUGUCUUGGAGAUAGAAAAAGGAAGAAUGAGGAUCAAGAACAAACACCGGAAAUCAUCUGCUUUCGGUUGCAAUGCAGGAAGCAGAUGUUCAUGUUUAGCUGUGUGGAGCCUGGUGGGGUUCAUCCUUAUGAUCCAUUUCUUUACUCAUAUCCAUCGAGAUGACGAGGAGGAUGUUCUUGUACCGUUGAGUCAUCUGUCUGACAUCAGGGAAUUGGAAGAGGUGGAAGAAGUGACAUUUCAUUUUUCGCCUCCUAGAGACCGGCGGUCUCCACGUGCUCUGAAGCGAAAGGGACCAAGAAAGCCGCCUACAGUGAUUGAUGAGUUCUUAGAUGAAUCUUCUGAGGUGCAUGCUUUUUUCUUCCCUAACCGGAAAACAACAUUUGGCCCAACAAAGGAAGGGAACAACAGCAUGUAUUUCUAUCCGGGUCGAGUGUGGCUGGAUACAGAUGGGAAUCCAAUUCAAGCCCAUGGUGGAGGACUUCUGUAUGAUGACAGGACGGAGACAUACUACUGGUAUGGAGAGAACAAAGACGGCCCAACUUAUCAUGCACACAGGAAGUCAGCUGCACGGGUUGAUAUCAUUGGAGUCAGCUGCUAUUCCUCAAAAGACUUAUGGAUGUGGACGAAUGAAGGGAUUGUGCUGCCAGGAGUGGAAACCAAUGUCACCCAUGAUCUUCACAAGUCCAAUGUCCUCGAGCGCCCUAAAGUGAUCUACAACGACAAGACUGAUCAGUACGUCAUGUGGAUGCACAUCGAUGAUGCCAAUUACACCAAAGCCGCGGUGGGAGUAGCUGUCAGCGACUCCCCUACCGGCCCGUUCACAUACCUGUAUAGCAUGCGCCCACAUGGUUGUGAGAGUAGGGACAUGACCAUCUUCAAGGACGAUGACGGAAAGGCUUUUGUCAUAUACUCUUCUGAAGAUAACAGCGAGCUCCACAUUGGUCCAUUAACAGAUGACUAUCUCAACGUAACGAGAGUUAUGAGGCGGAUUUUAGUGGGACGACAUCGAGAAGCCCCUGCCCUGUUCAAGCAUCAAGGCAUAUACUACAUGAUCACUUCUGGUUGUACUGGGUGGGCUCCAAACAAAGCUUUGGCCCAUGCGGCUGAGUCGAUCAUGGGACCUUGGGAGACAAUGGGAAAUCCUUGUGUUGGAGGGAACAGGGUCCUUAGGCUGACUACAUUUUUCUCCCAGAGCACGUUUGUGGCACCAUUGCCAGGUUUGCCAGGUUCAUUCGUCUUUAUGGCAGAUCGUUGGAAUCCUUCUGAGCUUAAAGAUUCAAGGUACUUGUGGCUGCCUUUGACCAUCGGAGGAUUGGCUGAUGAACCCCUAGAAUACAACUUUGGGUUCCCUCAUUGGUCCAGAGUGUCUAUAUAUUGGCACAAAAGAUGGAAACUGCCUGAAGGUUGGAGAACUGAGUAAACCUGAAUUUUCUUUUCUUGUGAUUUGUUCUGAGUUAGAAUAGUUAGCCUACUAUUUGUUGUCUCUGUGUAGUAUGUAUAUAAGGAUAUCAUACAACCAGCUCUCAACAAUUAUUCUUGACCAGGGGGUUCGAUCGGCCCUUUGCCGAUAAGGUCAUAUGCACUGGCCCAAUUUUAUGUUGAUCGACAUCUUUAAAAGAUUUCGGAGCUUUU